Messenger RNA from Hymenoscyphus albidus, 2832 nucleotides. NCBI's taxonomy places the organism in Eukaryota, Fungi, Ascomycota, Leotiomycetes, Helotiales, Helotiaceae. The record is from the annotation of a GenBank genome assembly.
CCCCAGUCCACAAGCCGCCAUGGGAACUCCCAUGAACGCUACUUCCGAGGCCACUUUAAUCUUUCCAUACCAGUAUUUUCUUCGCCAACUCAACCACCCCGGACCUGGCCUGAAAUCCUCAUCGGAUCUUCUCGUUGAACCCCACUAGAGCUGCACUGUGCAGCAGUAAACUCUUGUUCCACACGCCUCUAUAAAAUAACACAUAAUCCCUCAUCCUCCCGCUCUAUCUUCUCUUUCCUCGCAAGCGAGUGUUCCUGUCCUCGUGAGGACCUCAUUGAUAUCAACACCAAAAUCAUUCCUGUGAUUUUAGAGAAAAGCAGGCAUCAUGACCGACGACGUCAUUAACCAACAUCAUAAUGCCACGAGCCAGGCCGUGACGGGUGCUCCUCGCAGCUCAGAAACCAGCGACGACCACGAGUCUUUUAAUACAGAGAAAAAUAACGAACAUAGGAUCCUGAAAAGAGUGAUCUAUCCAGAUGAUACGCAUACGCCUGAAGGUGUCUACUGGGCGGAUUUACCUUUUACGAAGCAAAUGGCGUUCAAUGCUAGUGUCGACAAUGCCGAAGCUAAGUCGGAACUUAAAGCCAUCGGAACCAUGAUGAAGAAGGACCCCUUGAGCCCUAUUGGUUGGUAUUUAAAAAAUGCGGUUUUGCCGGGUGCUGGUUUAGGUUUGGAGGGGUACGUUUCUCAAUUUUGCUUUCAAGGAAAAACCAGUGGUGUUCUUUUUUGGGGCUGAAUUAACAUUUUCUUAUAGUUAUGUUUUAUUUUCUAUUGGGAACCUAACACCGCUUUUUGCGGCUGUUUGGCCCUCUUGUUGGAAGAAUUAUACCGAUUGUGAUAAAACCUGGGUCGAUGGCGUACAAUACCUAGAGGUUCUUGGUAUCAUCGUCGGUCAGAUUCUUGUUGGUUAUCUUGGUGAUCGGUAAAAUGUCCCAUGACACCCUUUGCAAAACAAAUCUAACAACUAGUCAGUAUGGGUCGUCGAUUUGGUUUAAUUCAAGAUGCCACCAUCAUGUUCCUAGGUCUUCUCAUGCUGUGUGCAUCUUGGGGCAUCACACUCAACUCAUGGGUGAUCUUUUACGGCUGGACUCUCUUCUUCUACGGAAUUGGUGUCGGAGGAGAAUACCCAAUGACAGCAACUGCCGCCAUGGAAAACGCAAGCGGAGCCGGCAAGGUCUCAACCAGAGAUGACCGUCUUCACCGUGGCCGAAAAGUUACCAUGGCUUUCCUUAUGCAAGGAUGGGGACAAUUCUUCAACCAAGUUAUCCUCAUCGUUCUCCUCCUCAUCUUCCACCAUGGAAGCGGAAACCCACCAUACUCCAAGGUCUCGGCUCAAUGGACUUUCCGUGUUUCUUUCGCACUUCCAGCUGCUGGAACACUUUGGCUCGUCUAUCACAGAAUCUACAAAAUGCCCCUUGCAUCCAAGCAACUCGAAGAAGUCAAGAAGAAGUCCAGUGUUACUGGUUAUGACAUGCAAUCCCUCAAACUAACCUGCAACCACUUCGGAGGGCGUCUUAUCGCCACAGCUGGGGCCUGGUACUGCAACGAUGUCUUCUUCUACGGAAACAAACUCUUCCAAUCGCAAUUCAUCUCGGUUAUCUCCCCAGGAAACACUUCAAUCAUGACCGGUUGGCUCUGGAACUUGGUCAACGUGGGUGUAUCUCUCUGUGGUUACUACCUCGCAUCCUUCCUCAUCGACAUCAAAUUCGUCGGACGUAAACGCAUGCAACAGCUGGGUUUCCUCAUGGACUUUAUCUUGUUCGUCGUCCCAGCAUUCCAUUACGAAUACUACGCCAAGUCACCUCUACAUAUUGGCGCCUUUCAAGCUAUGUACUUUCUCUCCUCCUUCUUCAACCAGUUCGGUCCCAACAGCACCACCUUCCUCGUCGCCGCCGAGGUCUUCCCUACACCUGUCCGAGCUUCAGCCCACGGUUUCUCUGCUGCGAUAGGAAAACUUGGUGCUCUCACAGCUGCUGUCAUGUAUAACUACAUCACCACCGAGCAAAAGUUCUACGUCGUCCCGUGGUUUGGUCUUGCCGGUAUGCUUUUGACGAUGCUUUUCCUCCCCGACACUACCGGUCUCGAUCUCAAAGAGCAAGAACGUCGCUUCACUUAUAUCCGACAAGGCCGCGAGGAAGAAUAUCACGGUAUUGCAGUGCACCCCCAUCAUUUGAGUAUGUGGGAGCGUAUGCGUGGUGCUGGUAAACACUAUAACCCACGAUUGGAUUAUCAAAGCAAGGUUGAGGACUUGAGACGGGAGUGGGUGGAACGACAGGGUGAGAAAAUGGCCAGCGAGCACGGAAUUGGCGCCGAGGGAGAUGACGACUUUGAUAAGGAUGUUCGUGAGCUCUUUAUGAGAAGUCAUAAGAGGACGAAUAGUGACGAGAGUGAGAAGUAUAAGAUGGCUCAUAUUCAAGCGCCGCCGAGUUCGAAGGGGAGUGAUAGAUUGGGGGAGGGAAUGUUUGCUAAGACUCGUCAGGCUGAUGCUUAAGUCUGCUUUCCUUCUUGUAUUAAUGGGGUUCGUUGCAUCUUCUUUCACGGCAUUAUUUGGGAUGGAGAUAUGGGAUUUCUUUCGGGAUAUUUGGGAAAAAGCACGCAGGGAAAUUUGCGCACUGCUGUUAUCGCUGAAACUUGUAGAUGGGGGGUCAUUAUUUGGUAUGAUUACUACUGUAUUGUUUAUUUACGAGACAGGAGAUCAGAAAGGAAGAAAGAUAGAUACCCUGGGUUUAAAGAAAGAUAGAUGGAAGGCCCUUGGUAGAGAGAAUGAACGAAAUUUAAUGAUAUCAUCCAAAUACUUUUCUUGUUGUGCUAUAGAAUGUGAAAUUACUUGGC